Molecule: messenger RNA, 2479 nt
Organism: Labrus bergylta (ballan wrasse)
Lineage: Eukaryota; Metazoa; Chordata; Actinopteri; Labriformes; Labridae
Source: RefSeq, a predicted model, not a curated record
CCACCUAGUUGGUCUUGUCUUGCAGCGUGCAUGUGUGUGUGAGAGAGGGCUGGACCUGGACUGUGCCUACCAAACCACUGCCCCCCUUUUCUCCUCAGAUUUACUCGAUUAUCUCCCCCCACCCCCGGCUCGGAAAGAAGAGGCCGAGAGUCCCGUUUGGAUCGGUGUAUGGAUCCAGUGGGAGGAAUAUCUGCGAGCAUAUACGCCAACCGGCUGCGGGCAGAAGGGAUGGGCUCCGUGGAGCACGCCGUGCCCUUCUCCAACCAGGACUACGAGGCCCUGAAGCAGGAGUGCGUGGAGUCCGGCUGCCUGUUUGAGGACCACUAUUUCCCCGCUGAGCCCACAUCGCUGGGCUUCAAGGAGCUCGCCCCGCAUUCUGCCAAAACGAGCGAUGUGGAGUGGAUGAGACCAACGGAACUGACAGAUGACCCUCAGUUCAUUGUGGGCGGAGCCACCAGAACAGACAUCUGUCAGGGAGCGCUGGGCGACUGCUGGCUCUUGGCAGCCAUCGGCUCGCUCACCCUGAACGAGAGGCUUCUUCACCGGGUGGUCCCUCAUGGUCAGUCCUUCCAAGACGACUACGCGGGGAUCUUCCACUUUCAGUUCUGGCAGUUCGGCGAGUGGGUGGAUGUUGUGAUAGAUGACAGGCUGCCGGUCAAAGACGGCGAGCUCAUGUUCGUCCAUUCUGCUGAGGGCAAUGAGUUCUGGAGUGCUCUCCUGGAGAAAGCUUACGCUAAGCUGAAUGGCUCCUACGAGGCCCUGUCAGGAGGAAGCACCACUGAAGGCUUUGAGGACUUCACAGGGGGCGUGUCGGAGAUGUACGAGCUCCGCAGCGCUCCCAGAGAUCUGCACCGGAUCAUUGCCAAAGCUCUGGACCGAGGCUCUCUGCUGGGCUGCUCCAUCGACAUCACCAGCGCCUUCGACAUGGAGGCUGUUACCUUCAAGAAGCUGGUGAAGGGACACGCCUACUCGGUCACCGGAUUAAAGGAGGUUGAUUACCGUGGAAACAUGGAGCGCCUUAUCAGAGUGCGUAACCCGUGGGGCCAGGUAGAGUGGACUGGAGCCUGGAGUGACAACUCCCCUGAAUGGGAUGAGAUCGACCCCUCUGAGCGAGAAGACCUGCAUCUGAAGAUGGAAGAUGGAGAGUUUUGGAUGUCCUUCAGGGAAUUCUUGAGGCAGUUUUCCCGGCUGGAGAUCUGUAACUUGACUCCUGACGCUCUGAGUGAGGAUGGCAUGAGCCACUGGAACACCAUCAAGUUCUACGGGACGUGGAGGAGAGGCAGCACGGCCGGCGGCUGCAGGAACCAUCCCAACACGUUCUGGAUCAACCCUCAGUAUAAGAUCACGUUGCUGGAGGAGGACGACGACCCGGAGGACGACGAGGUGGCGUGCAGUUUUUUGGUUGCUCUCAUGCAGAAGGACCGCCGCAGAUAUCGACGCCAAGGUCAGGACAUGCACACCAUCGGCUUUGCUGUGUACGCUGUGAACAUCGAUAGUUUUCAGGAAUUUAGGGGCUGCCAGAACGUCCACUUGAAGAAAGAUUUCUUUUUGAACCAUUCAUCGUGCGCCCGCUCUGAGACCUUCAUCAACCUGCGAGAGGUGAGCACGCGGCUCCGCCUCCCUCCUGGAGAAUACCUCAUCGUGCCCUCCACCUUUGAGCCGAGGCAAGAGGCCGACUUCGUCCUCCGGGUGUUCACAGAGAAGCAAUCAGAAACAGAAGAACUGGACGAUGAAAUCUCUGCAGAUUUAGAAAAUGAAGAUGAAAUAACAGAGGACGACAUCGAUGACUCUUUCAAGUCGAUGUUCGCUCAGCUGUCAGGAGAGGACAUGGAGAUUUCCAUCCGUGAGCUCAAGACCAUUCUGAACAGAGUCGUCACCCGCCACAAAGAUCUGAAGACUGACGGAUUCAGCACAGAAUCUUGUCGCACCAUGGUCAACCUGAUGGAUAAAGACGGGAGUGCUCGUUUAGGUCUGGUGGAGUUUCAGAUCCUCUGGAACAAGAUCAGAAAGUGGCUGGUCAUUUUUAGACAGUUUGACCUCGACAAGUCCGGAGCCAUGAGCUCAUAUGAGAUGCGUCUUGCCGUGGAGGCAGCAGGUUUUAAACUGAACAACAGACUGAACCAGGUUCUGGUCGCCCGGUAUUCAGAGAACGAGCUGAUCGACUUUGACAACUUCAUCUGCUGCCUGGUGAAGCUUGAAGCCAUGUUCAGGUCUUUCCAGCAGAUUGACAAGGAGGGAUCAGGAGUGGCUGAGAUGAACAUCACAGAGUGGCUUUACAUCACGAUGUGUGGAUGAAGAAGAGCACCUUCCCCCCGGGAGAAGCUCUUGGAAAACUGCUGAUAAAACCUGAAGACCCCCCCACAGCCUUAUAGAGCCGUUAAUCCUUUAACACAUCCCACCUCAGCGUACCUAGAGUAGCCAAACGUCGGUCUCACAGAGAGAAGCCAAGUGUCAGCCCCGCAAAAUGUUCUAAAACUAU